AUGUCGGUCGUACCGGAUGACAAGAAGCUGAGGACCGACGCCCGAACCUUAAAGACCUUCAUUAAAGGCAUCUUCGACUGCGUGUUAAUCACGAUUCUCACGUGCUCGUUAUUCGUUACGGUGAUAACAGCUGUCGAACAUGACUCACUGUUGGACGAAUUCGUGCCUAUCAUUGUCGGGGCGGUCCUCUUUCCCCUCACGCUCUACAUAUUCCAGGUCAUCCAGACGGUCGUUAAGACCAUCAAAGACAGCCUUGUGCUGCGGAGACGGCAGGUCGACGGGCUGGCGCACAUCGACACUUCGGUGGGCCGCUUCAACGAGGAGCAGCCUGGAAGGUACCGUCACACCCCCAAGAGCAUCGCAAUCUUAGCUUUGAAAAAGGCCAAGGUCUGGUAUUCUUACGCCAAGCUGUCGCUGACGUUUAUGAUGCACAACUCCUACAUCACGCUGCUCUUCUGGGAUUCCCUCAAGCUCACGCUAUGGCUGAUGACGCUGACCUACUGGCGGAGGAGCAAACAUACGGAUGAGUGGGACUUCUCCCGCACGCCACAGUCAAUAUACAGGCUCCACUACGGUUCGCUUUCACUGACUAACACGGAGCUGUGCCUGUUCAUCCUCGGCACAACUGACAUAAAAGAUGUACUGUGCUCGUCUCUGUUCUGGAUAAACAUUUGUAUACUACCUCCCAUGACCCUGUUCAUGAAACUACUGUUCUUCCACCAUCUCACCUUCUUCAAAAUCUAUUGGAUGUUGGGAUUCCUGAUAUGGCUAAAAUACUUCCUGCUUCUGGAUAGGCUGAUAAACAUCUUCAACGUCGGCAUUGAACGCAGGGCCCAUCGUGUCUGGAAGAUCGCACUGGGCAUCUUCCUCAUGGCGAGUGCAUUCGCCAGUUCUAUGUAUGUGCUUCAGGGUAUACACCCCUUAGAGGCGAAUGAUAAUGCAUAUUCGUAUUCUUUGGCGCAGUAUGCCGAAUUCUUCUACUUCGCCUUCAUCACCUUUGCAACCGUCGGCUACGGUGAUGUGGUUCCAAUGACCACCGAAACCAAGAUGGUGUCGGUUUGCUUUGUCUCCUGUAUGAUUGUGUGGAUCCCAUACGAAAUGAACAACUUCAUUCAAGGCGUGGGGAGCACCAACCGGAUCAGUGGUCACAUCUCCUCCUGGGGUCCUAUGGAAGCCUUCAUAAUUCUUAUUGGUGAUGUCGACCCCAUCCAGCUCUCACUGUUCAUUUCCAAGGUCUACUAUGCCGGGUUGAAGCUCAAAAUCAUCGUGCUCUCAAACUUGAGCAUCGAGACUUACGAAACACAAAUAAACCAGGCCAAGCUAUUGCGACUGUCGCUAUGUAUUAUAAGGGACGACAUCGGCCUUGACGGCAAUGUCGACAUCCUCCACACUAUUAAAGCCAAGGACGCUGCCGCGACGUUCGUGCUCUCCACGUUCAAGAACCCAGAUGCGCGCAAGACAGAUAUGAACACCGUGGCACGGCUAAUCAGCCUCAAGAAAUUUGGGCUGAGUAGCGACAAUGUGGUUGCGCAGUUCUGCUCUUCGAUCGGACCUCAAAUUUCGCUACAGGCGUUCGGGCGUAGCAUGAACCUGUACAGGUUCAAAACGGCACUCAUCGCAAAAAAUAUCACGUGCCCAGGAAUCAUCACGCUGGUGAUAAACCUAUCGCUAACGCACAACGCCGUCAUGCCACAGGACAGGAAACAGCAGCAGGAGUGCAGGGGCAGCAGCGACCUGUAUACGCACUACCUCAUUGGCAUCGGGAAGCGACUGCGCAUCUGUGAGAUCCCAGAAAGACUUGUUGGAGUGAGCUUCGAGACACUUUGUUUGAACCUAUACAAUCGUCAUGGGUACAUAACGAUUGGUAUCAUGCAAGUCGACAGCGCUUACCACACGUACCUUCUGAACCCGGCAAGCCACGAUUACGUCAUCAACCAGGGAGACAGGGCUAUUCUGAUUGCUGACUCUACAUCCACCGCGUCGGUGGAGACGGACUUUGUUGCGGCGGGGAGGCACUCUUCCUCGGUUGCCCUGAGGAAUACCAUGAUCACCAUGUUUUUGGAGAAGUGGGGAAAUGUGGUCCACGUGGAGAAAGAUGAUAACGAUGAUCUGGAUGGCAGUAUCGGCAUGCCGCCCCCACCACUGUACACGUCGGCUGAAAGCAAGUUCAUAUCGGAGAGGGAGAAUCUCAUGGACCACGUGCCCGAUGUGAACUCCAUCAUCGUCACGUCAAUCACGUUCGCCAGCAGAUACGUCUACGAUAACCCGACGAGGCCUAUCAUCGCCAUCAUCGGUUACUCCGAAUUCGUCAUCCAUCUGCUGCUGUACUUCGAGGAGCUAAACGAAUUUAACGUGGUGUUGUUUGGAAGGGAGAUUUCGUCGAAGGCCAAUAUCGCCAUAUUACAGCGGUUCAGGAGCUUCCUCGCCCUAAUCGACGGUGACCCUCUGAAGAAAGGGGACGUCAACAGGGCUGAACUUGACCGAGCGUGCUAUCUAUACGUGCUACGCAGUCCCGAACUCGAAGAACCGGGAAUAUCGGAUGUCGAUCUCGACCUUCAGACGAUAGUGACUUACCGGCACCUGAAGAACAUCAUUCAGAGCAACUUGAGCGAGAAGAACGCGGUAAACAACCCGUACUCGAACAUCUUCAGCCUGGUGGAGCUGCACAACGCAUCUAAUGUGUCAUACCUCGACGACAGCAAGUGGUCGGCGUGGAACGUGCUCGACAAGCGGCUGGACCCGUCGCUGGCGUACAUCCACUCCUUGGAGUACUCGAUGGGGCAGUUCAUCAGUGACGAGAUGCUGUACAGCCUCUGCAUGAACACGAUGCUAGUGCACGAGGAUUUCUCCAUCUAUCGCAUACUGAUGGAUUUGGCGUGUGUUCGCGAUUCCUCGCACAACUUCGUAAGUUUAUUCGCUUCCGGAGGCAUUGCGACUCAGAAAGGACUGAUGUUGAUACCUACUACGGACAUUACGCUGGAUUCCAACAAGCGGACAUUCGGCCACCUGUUCAACUACCUCUUCGAAAAGCGGAACAUGGUAAUGAUCGGGAUCUAUAGGGUGUAA
Babesia ovata is the source of this 3066-nucleotide messenger RNA. Its product is annotated as ion channel protein. Gene Ontology annotation, biological process: potassium ion transport. The transcript has 12 exons. Gene Ontology annotation, cellular component: membrane. The record is from RefSeq and is a predicted model, not a curated record. Bases 1 to 3066 code for a protein of 1021 amino acids. NCBI's taxonomy places the organism in Eukaryota, Apicomplexa, Aconoidasida, Piroplasmida, Babesiidae.